Messenger RNA from Aspergillus oryzae RIB40, 5484 nucleotides. Its product is annotated as cellular morphogenesis regulator DopA. The coding region runs from base 1 to 5484 and encodes 1827 amino acids. The transcript is spliced from 7 exons. The record is from RefSeq and is a predicted model, not a curated record. Lineage: Eukaryota; Fungi; Ascomycota; Eurotiomycetes; Eurotiales; Aspergillaceae. Gene Ontology annotation, biological process: Golgi to endosome transport. Gene Ontology annotation, cellular component: trans-Golgi network; endosome.
AUGAGCCUUGAUCCGAGCUCGUUUCCGAGAUCGAACUCCCCCGCAAGCUCCGAGAGCUCUCUUGCGCGAUCCCGCUUACGAGGCAAAGAAGAGAACCUAAAGAAGGAUAAAAAUUACCGUCGUUAUGCGUCGAGCGUUGAGCGAGCCCUCUCUUUGUUCGACACGGCGUUGCAGGAAUGGGCGGACUAUAUCUCUUUUCUAAGUCGGCUUCUGAAGGCCCUUCAAUCUCACCCGCCUGACCUACCGAUCGUCCCUCACAAGGUUCUCGUCUCGAAACGGCUCGCGCAAUGCCUAAAUCCUUCGUUGCCGUCUGGUGUUCAUCAGAAGGCACUUGAAGUAUAUACAUAUGUCUUUGGUUUGAUCAAGCCAGAAGGACUAUCGCACGAUCUGCCAUUGUAUCUGCCCGGCGUCGCACCUACCUUAGCAUUCGCUUCACUUACCGUCCGCCCUCUAUUCUUAAACUUGGUAGAGACAUAUAUCUGUGGCCUGGAGCCAUGGGCUAUCAGACCCGCCUUGAAGGCGAUCAUCCUAGCCCUUCUACCCGGAAUUGAAGAAGAAACCAGCGAUGACUUUGACCCAACUCUCCGGCUUAUCAAUAAAUUUCGCGAUAUCUCUAGCCAGAUGGACACACAGAGGCCAGGUGGAGAUGUCAACACAAGCGGUCAAUACUUCUGGCAAUGCCUUUUUCUCGCGUCAAUCACUAGUCCAAGUAGGCGUUCAGGAGUGCUGGCUUACCUGAAUCGCUAUCUCCCCAAGUUAGGUGUCACGGACCGAAGACCAAGCAAAAGCAGUAGCGACGGCUCCAACGAUAUGCCACAUGACAUGCAGAUGGCAGCAGACUCAGUUGUCCUCCCGGAACCUGGUUUACUUAUUCGUUGUUUUGCAUCCGGGUUAACCGACGAGCAAGUCCUUGUCCAGCGAAACUUUCUCGAUUUGCUUGUGACGCAUCUGCCACUGAGCUCGCCUAUUUUGCAGUCUCGGAUCACGGUUGAUGACCUCCAAAGGUUACUCAUUGCAGCUGUGGGCGUUGUAGCUCGAAGAGAUAUGAGUUUGAAUCGGAGAUUAUGGGCUUGGCUUCUAGGUCCCGACCCUGCAAGCGACCGAACAUCAUUCGAGGCUCGGAAUUCGAUAUCGGAAAACGCAGAUGCAUCCACUGGCAGUGGUCAAGAACUUUCACAAUCCGAAUACUUCCGCCAAUUUGGACUUGAACCACUGGUGGGAGGUCUUUUAGAGAUAAUCGGACAGAAAACCGUAGUCCCCUCAGAGAAGACAAGGCCCUUCCGGAUAUCGUUGUCAUUGAUGGACCGAUGGGAAGUCGGUGGGCACAUAGUCACUGCAGUCUUUCUCCCCAUUAUUCGAAACGUUCAAGCUUUUGAGAAGGUAGCCUCCAAACCGCACUUUGACGAAGUUUUCCGCAGUGCCAGCGCCUUUUUUGAUGGUGUCGAGAGCGGGGUGAUUUUCUCGGAACUGCUCAAGUUGAUAGAUUGGACACCAGAGAGCCUUGAUCGCGACAAUGGUCAGGUAAUGGAUAACCUUAGACUCGCUCAAUUCAUUCUGGAAAAUUUCAAUGUGCGAGAGGAGGACAUGGUUCUGAACCAUGUCCCGCUGCUGACCCUCUCGGUCCUUAUCAAGAUGAAUGAGCUCUCUCCGAAAAAUCAUCCUAAAAUUGCACAUGAUCAACUACGGCUUGUGUCGCAGGGACUCUUUAAAGUGAUAAGCUCUCUGACGGGCCUGCUUACAGAAAGGGCUUUCUCCAAGAAGUUGGCGUCUGAAAAGAUAACCAAAAACCAUCCGACUGAUGACCUCAAUAUGCCUGAAGUUCUAGAGAAGAUCCAUGGUUUCUAUAAGCAAAGCACCAGCAGCCUUGAUCCCCAUCCAUUACCGUUCGCUUCUAAACAACUUGCGGAGCUGAUAAUUAGCAAAGCCUACGAACUCGUGAUAUCAGCACUUGCGGGUGAUAACGACAUCGCAUCUAUACAGGAGAACGUAAACCUUCUUAUUAUACUGCUAAAGAAGCUUCCCAAGUCACGCAUACCGCGCGACAGGCGGCUUUAUCUUGCCAUCUGUAACCGCGUUAGUGCGAAUCAUACUGAGCAAUCUACUGCUACUUUCUCGGCUAUCUCAUCCAUUGCAACCGGUGUCAAGAACUUAUAUUCUAUCCAAAGUCCCGGCUUUUAUAUCAGCUAUGAAGAUAUUUCUGAUCUCAUCCCGUCACUUGUUAAACAGAUUUGGCAAUACCUUUCACCUUUGAGCCCAAAAUUCCAUGUGGAGGCAGUCCGCUGCCUGUGGCACUUACAUUCAGUCUCCUGGCUUGACCACCUUGUUGAGGCAUCUAUAACAUCUCUGAUGGUCAACUCAUCCAACACGUCACGUCAACUCUUAUCGGAGGAACAGGUUGGAAGGUACUUCGUAUUGUGGAAUCACAGCCAUCAUGGUGCCUAUGAACUUCCUUCGAAGCACGCACAAGAUUCGGCGCUGACCCAGGUUUCUUACCAAUCUUCCCUGCUUGAACGUCCACUUUUUAUUGUGGUCUUCCACAUAGUUGUUUCACGGCUGGAGAGUCUUUUCACCCAAGCUGAUCCCUCUGUGGCAAAUCAAACAAGCCUUUCCAUAUCUUCCGAUGAUUACAAGGAAUGUAGCUAUCUAUUGGAGACGAUUCAUAACAUCAUAUCAGUCAUCCCCCACAAUGGGUGGGUUGCUUUACUGGCCCAGGCGUCAGCUCAAGGUGACAGACACCAUGAUGUCUCUGCUUCGGAAGAUAACCCCGGGACCCAAACAUUACACUCAUCCAUAUUCCACGCCAUCCUAAGAAUAGUUAGUGGACCGAAGACUACGGCACAGACAAGCUUCGACGAAGUCAAGUUGCAACAAACGUCCCUGCUUGUGAUGCGUCAACUCCUGCUAGGCCCAGGAGCUGAAGAGGUAGCUGAGUCUGGAAUUGACUCUCUUCUUGUUGAACGACUCUCUUCUGCAUUGGAUGAAGGCGGUAGCGUUGCUGUUCAAGAGGCCCUCAUUGACACUCUCCUUGCAGCCCUAAAAGUUCGGUUUGCUCAGGCGUACUUACCACAGCCCCCUCCUAGACCAAAACACCAGAGAGCCAGCUCACGUGAGCGCUUAACAAGUCCCUCUAUUCUAUCAUUUACGAGCGACAAGGCUGAAAAAGCACCCCCAAUCCCCACCAUGCCACAACCUCCUCAGCAGCUCCUAGAAUGUCUUCUCAAAGGUAUCAGCUCUCCGAACUCGAGGGGCACCGUGGAAAAAUGGACCAUGUUGCUCUGUGAAGUGCUUCCGCUAUACUCAGGAUCUAUAUUCCAGAUUAUCCUGAUGCUAGUGGAUUGCUUCUGUAAGGAGAUCCAAAUCGCGUACGCCAAUCUGCAACUUUCAUUCAAGCACACAAAAGGUUGGCCCGAGGAUAGGUCCGAACAUGCCACUAUAGCUCUACUCACGGGUCUUGAAACCUGCAUUGCAACCGCUCAUGACCGUCUUCUUGUGGAUGAAGCAAAUGUCACGGCCGUUAAGAGCCCAGACCAACCCCAGGGGUUCUUUGGAAAUAUGGUAUCAGGAGUGUUUGCAUCCGACGCCAGCCAUGGUCGUUCAACGGCUGCAAAUAAUAGACUUACUGUCUUGCUGUGCUUCCAAGAUGCUGUGCGCCUGUGCUUUUCUAUCUGGGCUUGGGGGGCCGUGGAGAGGAGUACCCUUCCUCAAGAUGCAGAGUCUCUGGCGUCCUUCCAAUAUACAUCUGUGCGUAUGAGGAACCGCUCCCGUCGGAUUCUCGAGCAUCUAUUCACAGCGGAGGCCCUUGAAUGCCUUGAGACAUUAGUAGAGAUGUGGACGAAGACAGACAGUAAUACCUCGUCUCUGAUUUUCAGCCUGCUUCACACCCUGGACGGGUCUCGACCAAAAAUUACAAUCCCGGCGGUAUUUAACGCCAUCUAUACCAGGACGAAUCCUUCCGCUCUAGACCCCAGUCGUAAAUCUACUUUAUCGUCGACUCUUACAGAAAAUGAGUUAGCAGGGUUUUUAGUCACUUAUGCCAGGUCUCUUGAUGACGAUGUUCUCGACGAGAUUUGGACAGACUGUACUACCUUUUUACGUGAUGUUUUGAGCAACCCAUUCCCACACAGACAGAUACUUCCUCGCUUGGUUGAGUUCGCCGCUAUUCUUGGUGCGAAGUUGGAGAACACCAGCUUCGGUGAGGAUCGUCGAAUGAGGAAGGAACUUGGGGAUGUACUGCUACGUUUGCUCACGGCAAUAUUCACCAGCAAGCCUCUGGGACUGUCACAGGAGUCGGGCUUGUUAGGUCGAGGCUCUUUAGAGCAUGAUAAUCUGCCAGCACCUCAUAUCGGACCUGAUGACAUGCUCAGCAUCCUUGCUAGUUCCAUGCCUGCCUUUACAAUUACAUUAGGUGACUCAGAUCGUAUUACUACGGCUGUAUCAGGCAUUUCUACCAAUGUGAUAGGACCCCUUUUGCGAUCGCGGCUUUUCCCCAACAACAUCAGCCACAGCUUUAUGGCACUCUUGCAACAUAUCGCAAAGGUUCCGGCUGCUGCGAAGAUAUGGAAGAAAGACAUUGCGGAUGCCUUUAAUGAUCCUAGAUUCUUCAGUUCUCACCUCGAACUUGUGAAGGGUGGAUGGAUGAACCUAUUACGACAAUGGGUGCUUGCUGAUAAGGAUCGAUUAUCUGAGCUGAUGUCUCGGCUUCCACCCCCGAGCACUGCGGGCAUUAUGUUUGGUGUGGGCGCGUCUGCAGCCCGCCUAGAUGCCGAUAGGAAGGCACAAUUGAACCUCCGUAGGAUUACCCUACUGAUCUUGUCCGCGAACAAUGACUACUUCAUUGGAGAACUACCUGGACUCCUCCAGAAGCUAGAAGAUCUCCUAGGGGCUACUAGUUCAUCAUCGCCGUCAUCCACGACUAGAGCAGAAAUCUUCAUGGUUCUUCGAGCUCUUGCACUAAAGAGUUCCACAACCGCGCUGGCUCCGUUCUGGCCGUUGAUCAAUACGGAGCUUCAAGAAGCGAUUGCUGCCGUUCCGCUUGGAUUACAGCAAGAGGUAUACAAUCCAUAUGCAUUGUUGCAGGCGUGUAAGCUUCUGGACACGCUACUCGUCCUUGCCCCGGAUGACUUCCAACUACUUGAAUGGCUUUAUGUUACGGAUACGAUAGAUGCCGUCUAUCCACCAGAACGCUGGGAGCCUAUGGCCCUUGCGGAUGAAAUCUCACAGAGUUUUGGGACGCGCUCCGCGGCCGCAGACGGCCCCAGGGAGUCGAACGAGCUCGGUUAUAGUGUGAAACAGCCGGGUCUAACAGCGGACUGGAUCCGUGAGACGGCAAAAGAUGAACUGAUUGAUCGGGUUCUUCGGCCUUGGUUUGAACAACUCAGCAUCCAUGCUUUCGAAAGCACAUACAGCAUGAGCAGUCCGGGCUUGACAACAUCUUACGAUGAUCUGUUGGCGGACCUAUUCAACGAGAGUACCAUGGCAAAUUAA